CUUUUGCUAUACUCAGUAUGUCCUGCUAGGUGGUGUCCGUCAUUUUAUUGUUUCAUUGAAUCUACAAUGACAAUUCCCGCCGACAUCCUCGCCGCAGACAAGGCGGGGAGAAUCCCUGAUGGGAUCUCCCUCACAUACCUUGCGGAGUCUCGCGAUCAUUCGGCCAUCGUGGGCAUCUUGUUCAUGGUCUGUUUCACCGGCAUUCUGACAAUUUUGCGUCUCUAUGCUCGAGUUUUCCUCAUCAAGAAAGUUGGUCUGGACGAUUGGUUAACCAUUUUGACAUGGAUGAUCUACAUCAGUUUUGUGGUUCUCUCCGUUGUCCUGAUCAACUUGGGAAGUGGUCGUCACAUCGAGUAUAUCGAAUAUGUCCUAUCGUUAGCAACCGUCCGUGAAACCGAAGUGUUGGACUUCACUGCACACAUUCUCUAUACAACCGCUCUUUUCCUAUGUCGACUGUCCGGUCUUGCCUUCUAUCACCGACUUACCGCACGCACGGGCCGGCUGCACAAAGCUAUUCUCUUCGCUGGACCCUUCCUCUUCGCUGCAUACCUCCCCCAGCUCUUUCUUCUGAUCUUCCACUGCAAACCCGUCACCGGGUUGUGGCCGUAUGCCUGGCAACCAGGUGUCGAUGAUUACAAGUGUCUCUCCUGGGGUCUGGUCUACUCUGUCAACUCAGGCCUCUCGCUAGCCUGCGAUGUCCUGAUGUUCAUCAUCCCCGCGCUUCUCAUCAAGCAACUCCACAUUUCCUUGAAUAAGAAGAUCAAGCUCUCCUUUGUCAUGUUCCCCGGUGUCUUCGUGAUUGUCAUUUCCGCCGUCCGUGUCUGGCUAGUCGUAAAGGGCCAGUGGGCCUCCGAUGGUAGCUGGGCUUACAACCCCAUGCUAUGUGUCGAGAACGCCGAAAUCGCAGGCACAUUACUUGCGCUUUCAGUGCCCGCCCUGAAACCCGUCUUUGGAAACAUGUUCUCUCGUCUGACUGAGUACACUGGAAGUCGCACUCGGUCCCAGUCCCGGUCUGCCGGAAACAGACUGCGGAGUCAGUCUAAGCCUACGAGUGCAUUGGGCUCGUCUGUCCGUGAUGAUAAACGGUUGCUUAAUUGGUCGAAAAUCGGCAAGGAUGAUUAUGAAAUGAUGCCGUCGGAGGUUUCUGUCACUCGGGAGCUGUCGAAGUCUACGAAGACUCCUGGUAUCCGUGUGACUAAUGAGGUUAAUAUUACUCGUGGAGAGGAGAGAUCGCCGUCGCCGCAGUCUUCGGUGCCUUCUACCCAUGAGACACAUGUGCAUGAGACAUAG
Messenger RNA from Penicillium pulvis, 1290 nucleotides. RefSeq lists its product as uncharacterized. The transcript has 3 exons. The annotation marks the transcript as partial. Lineage: Eukaryota; Fungi; Ascomycota; Eurotiomycetes; Eurotiales; Aspergillaceae. The record is from RefSeq and is a predicted model, not a curated record.